Messenger RNA from Diatraea saccharalis (sugarcane borer), 1621 nucleotides. NCBI's taxonomy places the organism in Eukaryota, Metazoa, Arthropoda, Insecta, Lepidoptera, Crambidae. The record is from the annotation of a GenBank genome assembly.
AGACGCCUGAAUUUAGAAUGUUCCGUGUUGAAUAUUUGCGUUGAAAUAGAUAAACCACUGUGUGUUAAUGAAAACUUUUGUGAAAUAUCAUUUUUAAAUAAAUAUUUGGUUUGUUAUUCAGUGUGUAAUAGUGAUUGUUUUGGGUGACGAACAAAAGAAUAAGUAGUGCGACGAAAGUUGAAACAUGGUGCCGCUAGGACCGGGGCCCGGCCAUCCUGCUGCACAUCAAACACACGGUGGGCCUGCAGCAAAUCUCUCAGGACCAAAUUCAUUAUCACAAAGUGCCCCACAAUCGAAUAAGUCUUCAGUGGCGAAGCCGAACUACACAUUAAAAUUCACGCUUGCUGGUCACACAAAGGCUGUAUCAUCAGUAAAGUUCAGUCCAAAUGGAGAAUGGCUGGCCAGUUCCUCUGCUGAUAAACUCAUCAAAGUGUGGGGAGCAUAUGAUGGAAAAUUUGAGAAAACAAUAUCUGGACACAAAAUGGGCAUCAGUGAUGUGGCUUGGUCAUCGGACAGUCGAUUAAUAGUUAGUGCUAGUGACGACAAAACUUUAAAGGUUUGGGAAUUAAGUUCAGGCAAAUGUUUAAAAACACUAAAAGGACAUAGCAAUUAUGUGUUCUGUUGUAAUUUUAAUCCACAAAGUAACCUUAUUGUGUCUGGAAGUUUUGACGAAAGUGUUCGGAUAUGGGAUGUCAGGACAGGUAAAUGUUUAAAGACACUUCCCGCACACUCAGAUCCUGUAUCAGCAGUACACUUUAACAGAGAUGGAAGUCUUAUUGUAUCUUCAAGUUAUGAUGGUCUAUGUCGAAUUUGGGACACAGCAUCCGGUCAAUGUUUGAAAACACUUAUCGAUGAUGACAAUCCUCCAGUUUCGUUUGUAAAAUUCUCCCCAAACGGCAAAUAUAUAUUAGCAGCUACAUUGGACAAUACAUUGAAACUGUGGGAUUAUAGCCGCGGAAAAUGUUUAAAAACAUACACAGGACAUAAGAAUGAAAAGUAUUGUAUUUUUGCAAACUUUAGUGUUACUGGAGGGAAGUGGAUAGUGUCUGGAUCAGAGGACAACUUAGUAUAUAUCUGGAACCUGCAAUCUAAAGAGAUAGUGCAACGGUUGUCUGGUCACACGGACACAGUAUUGUGCACCGCCUGUCAUCCCACCGAGAACAUCAUCGCGUCAGCUGCACUUGAAAACGACAAGACUAUCAAGCUAUGGAAAAGUGAUACUUAGAAACGUGCCGGUGAGUAUUUGAUUACAGUGUGGCUUAUUGAUAUACUUGCGCAGAAUUAAGCAGGAGCGACCGGCUUGUGAAUACUUAGGGUACACAAUCUGUACUAAGAAUAAUGGACGCUUGAUCCGGUGCAUAUGUUUAUGUCUCUAUUAUUUAGUUCACAGUGAAAUGUGUGCAUUUUCGGUUGUUAUAAGAUAUACAUAUUUUUCUAUCUGACAUGCAAAUGAAGGGUAUGAAAUGAUUUAGCCAUUAUGUUAUUUUUAGUUAAGAUGAGGAUAAGAAUUCAGCUUAAGAAUAACUUGUUGGAUGCAAUUAAAAUUUAGUAGUUAUAUUAUUGUGUUUUAUUGUACCUUAUAUGUUGUAUUACCUGUAUAUUUGCAUUGAUUUGCACUGCG